AUGGCCAAUCAAUCAUUGUUGCUCGCACUUGAGCUCCAGCGUGAAGACCUUCAAGCGAUCGGGGAGUCAAUGAAGGGGAAACAACGAGCCGAUGAAAAAACCGACUUAGAUAUUGCUCUUGAAAUUUAUCAAAAUGAGCUCGACACAGUCUCCAAUCACGCAUAUGAUCGUGAAAUGGCUCUCAGUAUCGCACGAGCCGUACUAUCCGAUGCUUCCAUCAUCAUCGAGGCUCAAGAGGCAGAGGACCAAGCUGAACGGGAUCAUCGAUUUGCAAUGAGUCUUUCGGGAAAUGGAAAUGAACAAGUGCCACGGCACUCAACUGAGAGAAUGGAUGAAACACUGGACGACCAAUUGAUCGAGUACCUACAAGCACUGAAUAUCGAAGAGCCCGAGGACCAACCUGAGUCGUCAAGUUGGGCUGCCUCUCGCAAGCCAGAGGCCGUCAGAGAGUGUAUUGCUUGUGGUGACGAGUUCCCGCCUUUUGCCCUCUCUCGAUCUCCGUGCUCACACGAAUAUUGUCGCAAAUGCCUUGUUGGUCUCGUGCGCUCAUCACUUCAAGACGAGUCACUCUUCCCACCGCGGUGCUGUCGUUUGCCUAUACCCGUCACCACUGGCGGCAAGUGGUUCUCACCGGAGAUUGUUGGUCAAUUCAGGGCUAAGAAGCUGGAAUAUGAGACGCCAAAUCGAACAUACUGCAGCAAGCCAACAUGCUCAACAUUUGUGCCACCUGCGUUUAUUACAGGCGAGGUCGCGCAUUGUCCCAAGUGUAGUCAAAAAACGUGCACUCAUUGCAAAGGAAGACAACACACCGGUAUAUGCAGGGAGGAUGAUGCGUCGCAGCAGCUUCUACAGCUUGCAGCCGAGAAUGGAUGGCAGAGUUGCAAUUCCUGUCGCCGGAUGGUUGAACUCAACACUGGGUGUUAUCAUAUGAUGGAAUAA
This is a messenger RNA of Fusarium poae, 939 nucleotides long. RefSeq lists its product as uncharacterized. Bases 1 to 939 code for a protein of 312 amino acids. Gene Ontology annotation, biological process: protein polyubiquitination; ubiquitin-dependent protein catabolic process; positive regulation of proteasomal ubiquitin-dependent protein catabolic process. Gene Ontology annotation, cellular component: ubiquitin ligase complex; cytoplasm. NCBI's taxonomy places the organism in Eukaryota, Fungi, Ascomycota, Sordariomycetes, Hypocreales, Nectriaceae. The record is from RefSeq and is a predicted model, not a curated record. Gene Ontology annotation, molecular function: ubiquitin conjugating enzyme binding; zinc ion binding; ubiquitin protein ligase activity. The transcript has 2 exons.